CAUUCAUAACAAAGCGUUAACAACAAACGGUUGCCCAGUACUUCUGCUUAUCUGUUCGAACACAUGCAGUGGUGCUCUAUGGAUUUCUUGUGUUUGUAUUCGAAAGAGAAGUCAUCGGCAGGAUACGUGACGUAUUGAAGUUGAUCCACCCAUCCAAACCGUGAGUCAUUUGUGAUCAAAUUUCCUGGAAUUCCAUGGACAGUUGAAUGUCAUGAUUGCAACUCCGUUCUAAGAGUACGCAGACUUCAAUGAAGGUUCAGAGUUUUUCAAAUCCUACCCUGUUCAAGAUGACGACGCUUGAUGCUGCACCGAGAUAUAGGCUGCUGAUAACCCCAGCAAAUCUGAUUAAUAUACAAGUGUUGAAAGGAAUUGAAAAUGAUUUAGACAUUUACGAGAAAGUUCGUUUGCUGUUCUUGAUGAUUGAAGACUACCAGCCUGGUUACCAAACCCUUCUCGAUGCUGUGGAUGAAAAAAUUCCUAGCAUAUCACAAUUUGUGGUCGAAAACCAGGUGACGGAUUGGCAGCACAAGGUCAUGGAAGCGUUAUGCCUGCUACAGAACAACGAGGUUCUUUCAAAGUUAGGAGUGGUACCUGAAGAUGCGCACAGUUUUUUUUUUGCAAAAAUAUCUGGAACUUCUAGCAAAAUCAAUAAGUAUGCAAAAGCUUUUUAUAACUUGUUUGAAAAUCUUUCAAAAGACGAUGCCGUCAAACUUCAGCAGCACGUAUAUCAGCAAAUAGAUCCACCCAGGUGCAAUACUUGGAUGGGUGAAAAUUUUCUAGAAAUACAUCUGCUAUGGUGGAUUAAAAAAGGGUUAAUCAACAUUUCUGGAGGCAGGUGGGAUUUGUUAAGGAUCUUAAAAAUCCUAAAAUCGCUGAAUAUGUCAAGUUGUAGUGCCUACCAAGCAUUACAAAAGUAUGAGGCAGAAAAAAAAAAUGACCUGUGCGUUUAUGAUAAAUCAAAUACCAAUCAAUGUUCAUCAGGACAAAAAACUGCGUUCAACAUUGUCGAUAACAACCGAACGAUGAAUUCUUAUGUAAUAAACAAUGGCCUGGCCAUAAUUUUCAACCAAAUGCACUUCAGUGGUCCAGUUCAAUAUGAUUAUAGAGAUGGCUCACAGGUAGACUGUGACAGAAUAGAAGAUGUGUUCAAAAAUACAUUUGGAUUUGAUACACAUGUGUACCUUGACUUGUCUAGAGACGAAAUUUUCGAAACUUUGGAUGAGAAAUUGCGUGAUGCCAAAGCAAAAUAUGACUGUUUUGCAGUCUUUAUUUUGUCUCAUGGCACAUCUGGGCACGUUAUUGCAUCUGAUGGUCACAAAUGUACGAUCGAAAAAAUUGUAGAACAUAUUUGCAUUGAUGUUUUACAAAAUAAACCAAAAAUCCUUGUUAUCCAAGCAUGCCAAACAAUGGAAGAGAUCAUGCUAGAUGGCCCGACAAGUUCAAGAAAUACGGUCGACAAGAAUCGCGACUUCAUUCUAUUAUGUUCAACGAUAUCGGGCCAGCCAUCGGCCAGGCACCCACGCGAAGGCACUUGGUACAUUCAAGUUCUCUGCGAUGUGCUGGAUGAACUGCGGGGUAAAUGCAUCGGAAGCGACAUCCCAAUGGAAGUCCAAAGACGUUUUGCUGAAAAAGAGGGAAUCGUUAAUAAAACUUUGUAUAGGCAGGUACCGACAAUAAUGUGCCAAACGCUCACCAACAAAUUGAUUCUUCCGUAUAAUCGAACAGCUGCCAGCAGUUGAAAAGCAGGAUAAGCGUUUUCAAGCAUUGACAAAAUUAAAUUGUAUGUAAUUAGAUGAAGCUAUAACGUGUAUAUUAUACAUAUAUAUAAUAACAUUGCCAAAUAUUAAUUUCAUGUUAUUUUA
Messenger RNA from Diprion similis, 1862 nucleotides. RefSeq names its product caspase-8-like (gene Dredd). The transcript has 7 exons. NCBI's taxonomy places the organism in Eukaryota, Metazoa, Arthropoda, Insecta, Hymenoptera, Diprionidae. Gene Ontology annotation, biological process: proteolysis. The record is from RefSeq and is a predicted model, not a curated record. Bases 249 to 1739 code for a protein of 496 amino acids. Gene Ontology annotation, molecular function: cysteine-type endopeptidase activity.